Messenger RNA from Medicago truncatula (barrel medic), 537 nucleotides. Its product is annotated as heat shock cognate 70 kDa protein. Gene Ontology annotation, molecular function: ATP binding; ATP-dependent protein folding chaperone. NCBI's taxonomy places the organism in Eukaryota, Viridiplantae, Streptophyta, Magnoliopsida, Fabales, Fabaceae. The transcript is spliced from 2 exons. The coding region runs from base 1 to 537 and encodes 178 amino acids. The record is from RefSeq and is a predicted model, not a curated record.
AUGGAAAAUGCAUUCCGCUCCAUCAUAAAAUACCCAAACAGUGGAAUGGACUCUCUGCUCCAUCCCAUUCCAUUCCGCUCCAUUCCAUUCCGUUCCAUUUCACUCCGCUCCAUUAUGUUCCAUCAAUCCAAACAGAGCCUUAAGUGCAGCGUCUUGAUUAGGGUAUAUGAGGGUGAGAGAGCAAGAGCUAGUGACAAUUAUCUGCUUGGUUCAUUUGGGACUCCUUGUCUUCCAUGUCCCCGUGGCCAGCCCUUGGAGGUAUGCUUUUCCAUUGAUGAAAAUGGCAUCCUAACUGUUACUGCUAAGGAAAUAUCUACUGACAAUAUGAAUGUGAUCACCAUUACUAAUGGCAAAGAAAGGUUAUCAACGUUAGAAAUUGAAAAAAUGAUUAAAGAAGCUGAGAAAUACCAUGUGGAAGAUAUGCAAUUCGUAAGGAAGGCCAAUGUAAUGAGUGCAUUAGAUUCUUGUGUUUACAAUAUGAAGAAUACAUUAAAGAAGAAGGUUGUUAAUUUGAUGCUCUUCCCAUCAAGAAAGUGA